Molecule: messenger RNA, 2421 nt
Organism: Aspergillus novofumigatus IBT 16806
Lineage: Eukaryota; Fungi; Ascomycota; Eurotiomycetes; Eurotiales; Aspergillaceae
Product: beta-glucosidase
Exons: 2
Coding region: 1-2421 (806 amino acids)
Biological process (GO): glucan catabolic process
Molecular function (GO): beta-glucosidase activity
Source: RefSeq, a predicted model, not a curated record
AUGAAAAUCACGGUUCCCCUUCUUGCUGCUGCCUUGCAGCUGGCAGGCAUUGCUACCGCGCAGGACGAUGCUGCCAUCGCCGCCAAUCUCGAAAAAUUCUGGUCGUAUGGCCGUUCCGAGCCUGUCUACCCCAGCCCUGAAACCAAGGGCUUGGGUGACUGGAAAGAGGCAUAUGCCAAGGCCAAGGCUCUCGUAGCUCAAAUGACUGACGAGCAGAAGAACAACCUCACUUACGGGUACACGUCAACCACCAAUGGCUGUUCCGGUAACUCGGGAGGUGCUCCUGGUGUUGGAUUUCCUGGACUGUGCCUGCAGGAUGCCGGAAAUGGUGUCCGCGGUACUGACAUGGUGAACGGAUACGCCUCCGGUGUCCAUGUAGGAGCUGCAUGGAACCGCGAUCUUGCCUACGAACGUGCGCACUACAUGGGUGCGGAAUUCAAGCGCAAGGGUGUCAACGUCGCUCUGGGCCCGGUGGUCGGACCUCUUGGCCGGACAGCGCGUGGCGGCCGUAACUGGGAAGGCUUCUCCAACGACCCGUACUUGGCCGGUUCCCUGACCGGAGAGACUAUCCGUGGUCUACAGGAGUCAGUCAUUGCCUGUGUCAAGCACUUUAUCGGCAAUGAGCAAGAGACCAACCGUAACCCUCCGAUGCUUUUGGAGGGCUACCACAACCAAUCCGUCUCGUCGAACCUGGACGACAAGACCAUGCAUGAGCUCUACCUGUGGCCCUUCCAGGACGCCAUCAAGGCCGGCGCGGGAUCCGUCAUGUGCAGCUACAACCGGAUCAACAACAGCUACGGGUGCCAGAACAGUAAGGCACUCAAUGGCCUGCUCAAGGGGGAGUUGGGCUUCCAGGGUUUCGUCGUCACUGACUGGGGUGCCCAACACUCGGGGGUCGCCGCUGCCGACGCGGGUCUGGACAUGGUAAUGCCUGACUCCGUCUACUGGGAGAAUGGUACCCUGGCUUUGGCCGUCAGAAAUGGCUCGUUGGCCCAGACCCGUCUGGACGAUAUGGCGACGCGGAUUCUCGCUUCUUGGUAUAAGUAUGCAGAAUUUGAGCAGCCAGGACACGGAAUGCCUGUCGAUCUCCGGAAACCUCAUGAGUUAACCGACGCUCGCGACCCCAAGUCGCGGUCCACCAUCUUCCAGAGUGCCGUGGAGGGACACGUCCUGGUGAAGAACACCAAUAAUGCUCUGCCACUCCACAAGCCCAAGUUCCUCUCUCUCUUUGGCUACGAUGGUAUUGCCGCUACCGGAAACACCAUGGACAACGUCACCUUUGGCCGCUGGGUCUUUGGACUGUCCAACACCCUGAACUAUCCCAACGGCAGCGCCAUCGAUACUAAGACUCAAAUGGACAUGUUCCUUUCGAGCUACGACCCCACAGCCGAGGGACCCGGCGUCGCCCUGAAUGGCACCCUGAUCACCGGCGGCGGUUCUGGAGCCACCACGCCCUCCUACAUCGACGCUCCGUUUGACGCCUUCCAGCGCCAGGCUCGUGAAGACGGCACCUUCCUUGCAUGGGACUUUGCCUCGCAGAAGCCCAUCGUGAACCCCGCCAGCGAGGCCUGCAUCGUCUUCGUCAAUGAGCUGGCCUCUGAAGGCUGGGAUCGUUCCUACCUGGCAGACCCAUACUCCGACGAGCUUGUCGAGAGUGUCGCCUCGCAAUGCAGCAACACCAUGGUCGUCAUCCACAACGCAGGCGUCCGCCUCGUCGACCGCUGGAUCGAAAACGACAACAUCACCGCGGUCAUCUACGCUCACCUCCCCGGCCAGGAUACCGGCGGCGCCCUGGUCGAGAUCAUGUACGGCAAGCAGUCCCCCUCCGGCCGUCUUCCCUACACCGUGGCCAAGGAGGCCUCCGACUACGGCAACGUGCUCCACCCCGUGGUACCCGAGGGCGAUCGGGAUCUCUGGUACCCGCAGGACAACUUCACCGAGGGCGUGUACAUCGACUACCGUGCCUUCGAGGCGCAGAACAUCGCGCCUCGGUUCGAGUUCGGUUUCGGACUCACAUACACCAACUUCUCCUACUCCGCGCUGGAAGUCGAGGUCGUCCCCGGCGCGAGUAUUGACUACCUGCCUCCCGGCUCCGCCAUCGCCGAGGGCGGCCUCCCCUCUCUCUGGGAUGUCGUGGCGACAGUCAACUGCACAGUGGCCAACACUGGCUCGGUGGAGGCCGCCGAGGUCGCCCAGCUGUAUGUUGGUAUUCCUGGCGCCCCGGCCAAGCAGCUCCGAGGCUUCAACAAGCAGUCUAUCAAGCCGCACAAGAAGAAGCACUUCACCUUCGACCUGACCCGCCGCGAUCUGAGCACCUGGGAUGUUGAGAAGCAGACCUGGGGGUUGCAGUCGGGAAGCUAUCCCAUUUAUGUGGGUAAGAGUGUGCGGGACAUCCAGCUCACUGGUACUUUGCAGAUAUGA